This is a messenger RNA of Elgaria multicarinata webbii, 5596 nucleotides long. It is a transcript of the gene ZFAT, whose product is annotated as zinc finger and AT-hook domain containing. The record is from RefSeq and is a predicted model, not a curated record. Gene Ontology annotation, molecular function: RNA polymerase II cis-regulatory region sequence-specific DNA binding; DNA-binding transcription factor activity, RNA polymerase II-specific. Bases 60 to 3776 code for a protein of 1238 amino acids. Gene Ontology annotation, biological process: regulation of DNA-templated transcription. NCBI's taxonomy places the organism in Eukaryota, Metazoa, Chordata, Lepidosauria, Squamata, Anguidae. The transcript has 16 exons.
AAUAAAUCCGACUUUCCCCCCUCACAAGCUAGGCCAAGCGCCGCGCCUCUUAUCCGGCUAUGGAGGCUCCGUCGGCAGGGAACAGGUCCAUCUUCAUGUGUAAGCUGUGUAACUUAUUUUCCCCGAACCAGUCAGAGCUGCUGUCUCACGUCUCCGAGAAGCAUGCAGAAGAAGGGAUUAAGGUGGACGACAUCAUUAUUCCUCUCAGACCUCUGGCGACGCCCGCAAACCUAAAUAAAAAUGGAGAAGAGGUUCUUGUAGUGAAGAGGAAAAGAGGCAGGCCGAAGGGGUCCACCAAGAAAUUUUAUGCUGAUGAAGAAUUGGCCGAAAGCAAUAAAUGCGCUCCGAGUGAGGUCGUCCCACCAGGACCCGAGGAAGGAGGAGAGCCGGUGGAAGUUCAACCAAGCAACUUGGAAUGCCGGAAGUGUGGCCGGACGUUCUCUAAUUCUCGGCAGCUGCGGAAGCACAUCUGCAUCAUUGUUAAACAUGAAGACCUGGAAGAAGAAGGUGAUCUAGGUAAUGAUUCUGACGUUGAACUUGACAGGAGGGAAGAUGAGCGAGAAAAAGCACCAAAGAGGAAAUGGCUUCAGAGGACUGAGAAGAGCCUUUCCACAAAGGAAGCAGACCAAGUUGCCGGAGCUAAGAAUCCUAUUAUAAGUGUAGUUUUGACAGCUCACGAAGCGAUUCCAGGAGCGACAAAAAUAGUUCCAGUUGAAGCUGCUUCUCUCGAAACGGAACAACCAACUACUCCGGAGACGACAACAUCAGAUUCUCAGCGAAGAGGGUAUCAGGAAUAUGCCAUUCAACAAACACCCUAUGAACAACCAAUGAAAUCAAGCAGGUUGGGCUCAACUCAGUUGAAAAUCUUUACCUGUGAAUACUGCAACAAGGUGUUCAAGUUUAAGCACUCUCUUCAGGCCCACCUGAGGAUCCACACCAACGAAAAGCCGUACAAAUGUUCAUUCUGCAGCUAUGCCAGUGCCAUCAAAGCCAACCUGAACGUUCACCUGCGGAAGCACACAGGGGAGAAGUUCGCUUGCGACCACUGCCCGUUCACGUGCCUGAGCAAAGGCCACCUCAAGGUCCACGUGGAGAGAGUCCACAAGAAGAUCAAGCAGCACUGCCGCUUCUGCAAGAAGAAAUACUCAGAUGUCAAGAACCUGAUCAAGCAUAUCAAGGAAGCCCACGACUUGCAAGACAAAGAAGUGAAGGACGUGUUUGACGAGCUCCGCUUGAUGACCCGGGAAGGCAAGAGGCAGCUGUUGUACGACUGUCACAUCUGUGAGCGCAAGUUCAAAAACGAACUGGAUCGUGACAGGCACAUGCUGGUCCACGGGGACGAGAGGCCCUUUGCUUGCGAGCUGUGCGGCCACGGAGCCACCAAGUACCAAGCGCUGGAGCUCCAUGUCCGGAAGCACCCCUUCGUGUACGUUUGCAGCGAGUGCCUGAAGAAAUUUGUCAGCUCCAUCAGGCUCCGUGCGCAUAUCAAAGAAGCGCACCGGGACUUGCUGGAGGCUUCUGUUUUUGACAACUCCAUCAAUCAGAGCUUUUGCCUUCUGGAGCCAGGAGGCGACAUCCAGCAGGAAGCCCUCGGAGAGGAACUGUCGCAGACUGCAGCUGAACUCUCGCUCUUAAAUUCUAAGGCACUUUGUAUACUAAAGAAGCCUCCUUGCCCGGGCGAACUGAAUGCCACAGAGGGGAGCCCCCUUGAUAAGCCUGGUGGCCUUUUGGAAACGUCUCCCGCCCCUCCUUUAAAUUCUGAAAGCCCUCCAGUUGCAAGUGCAGCAGACCCGGCGUGCCAGCCAUUGCCAGAAUUAGAAUCCCCAGAUGCACGCUCAGACGACUUUCUGCAGAAAAUUGCCCCUUCUUGUUCAGACAAAGAAAAACCCCUCCCUGGGACAGAAGAAGCAGCAGUCUCUCACGACCAUUCAGUGAAAGUACAGUGUGCGGUCAUUCAGGUUUCGGGAGACGGAAGCUCCAGUGUAAGCCAGGAUCACCAAGUUCCACCAUGUGCUCUUGCUCUUGAAGAAGAGGGCCAGUUAGCUCAGGAAACGAAUGAGCCGACAGCUGAAAAGCCGGACUCCUCCUCCACCUCACUCCCCGUUCUAGAAUCCAACACGGCGAUUGGCGAGAAUUUGGAUUCCCGCCCGCUGCCUUCAGAUAAUCGAACCGGAGCUGCAGCCUUUAUGCAGAUUUUGGACAGUUUGCAAAAGCGACAAAUGAACACGGCCUUGUGUGAAAAGAUCCGGAAGGUCUAUGGAGACUUGGAAUGCGAAUAUUGUGGCAAGUUGUUUUGGUACCAAGUGCACUAUGACAUGCACGUCCGUACUCACACAAGAGAGCAUCUCUACUACUGCUCUCAGUGCAGCUACUCCUCCAUCACCAAGAACUGUCUUAAGCGGCACGUCAUCCAGAAGCAUAGUAACAUUCUGCUGAAAUGUCCCACGGAAGACUGUGAUUAUUCCACCCCGGAUAAAUACAAACUCCAGGCACAUCUGAAAGUGCACUCAGAGCUGGACAAAAAGAGUUAUUCCUGCCCUGUGUGUGAGAAAUCAUUUUCUGAAGACCGACUUAUAAAAUCGCACAUAAAGACAAACCACCCAGAGGUUUCUAUGAACACCAUCUCUGAGAUUGUUGGCAGGAGAGUUCAGCUAAAAGGGCUGAUUGGGAAACGAGCGGUGAAAUGCCCCUAUUGCAACUUCUACUUCAUGAAGAAUGGAUCAGACCUUCAGCGUCACAUUUGGGCCCAUGAAGGCGUCAAGCCGUUCAAAUGUUCUCUCUGUGAAUACGCCACUCGCAGCAAAAGCAACCUGAAAGCUCACAUGAACCGCCACAGCACUGAGAAGACUCACUUGUGCGAUAUGUGUGGGAAAAAGUUCAAAUCGAAAGGCACGCUGAAGAGCCACAAACUCCUCCACACGGCGGAUGGAAAGCAGUUCAAAUGCACAGUGUGUGAUUAUACCGCUGCUCAAAAGCCCCAGCUUCUACGGCACAUGGAGCAGCAUGCUUCGUUCAAGCCUUUCCGUUGCGCACACUGCCAUUAUUCCUGCAAUAUAUCUGGUUCUCUGAAAAGACAUUACAACAGGAAACAUCCCAGUGAGGAGUACGUCAAUGCAGGCUCUGGAGAACUUGCUGCGGAAGCCCUUCUCCAACAAGGUGGCAUCAAGUGCCCAGCGUGUAACUUUGUGUAUGGUACAAAAUGGGAAUUCAACAGGCACCUCAAAAACAAGCAUGGACUGAAAUUAGUGGAGUUCGAGGAGGAGACGAAGUGGGAGCAAACAACAGAAAUUUCUGAAGAAACACCCACACAGUAUCUACAUAUCACAGAAGCGGAAGACAUGCAAGGAACACAGGCCGCUGUUGCUGCUCUGCAGGAUCUACGAUAUACCUCAGAAAAUGGGGGAUGCCUUGACCCCACAGCUGUAAACAUCCUUCAACAAAUCAUAGGGCUGGGUUCAGAGCCCCAUGACGCAGCUGCUGUUGCCUCUGUGGUCGCCAUGGCCCCCGGAACGGUUACCGUUGUGAAGCAGGUCACAGAAGAGGAGCAGUCAGCCAACCACACCGUGAUGAUUCAGGAAACGUUGCAACAGGCUUCCAUCAAGUUGGCUGAACAGCAUCAUUUGGUCGUCUCCUCGGACGACAUGGAAGGGAUUGGGACAGUGACGGUCUACACCCAGGGAGGAGACGCCUCUGAACUUAUUGUUUAUGUGCAAGAAGCCAUGCAGCCAGUGGAAGAACAGGUGGAAGAGCCAGAACAAGCCGCACCGAAAAUCUAGAUAAAAUUCCCAAGGGAGGUAAGCCUUCUGGUCUUGCCAAAUCAAAACACAUUUUAUGUUCCAGUUUAUGUUUAAUGCAGCUUUCUGAAUGGAGCCUCGAACAGCUGCUAGUCUGUGGUAUGUUUAGCCUUUGGCAGAUGUGUUAUUGAUUGGACUGGUGGCUUUUUGCCAGUAGAUGUUUUUAUACACACUGAGCCAUGCACAGCUUCCUUUUUAAAAGCACUCCCAUUUUUACGGCUUUUUAAAAAUUAAAAAUUAAAAAUCUCCCCUUCUAAUAAGGAACUCCUGAAGUCACAACCUACAUAUUUGCGGAGAGAUGGACAGUCAUAACUACUUCCUACAGAAGGGGGGGAAAAAAAACACUUGGUGUUAUCCCUUUGACAAGAAGCAAACCGGAAAACCAAGAGAAGUGUUCGUGACUUUGGACAGCACUUAAUAAAGGCUGUGUGUUUUUCUUUUACGCACUUUAAGAGGAGUAUAGACUUAAAAAGGUCACUUUAAAUGACUGCCUGGAAGGCUCAAAUGUAAAGCUCUCAAAGAACAUUGGGGCAAAGCAAGAGGCCAUGCCGUGAAACUGCUCACGAGAAUGCCGCCCGUUGGAACCUGCUUUCUGAUGUCGGGUAGACACCUUGAAGGCAGUUGUGUGAAUCAGGGCCAGCUUUUCUUUAAUGCUUCUUCUUGCAUUAUUAUUAUUUUUGAAACAAAACAAAAUACAGUGUUCAGCAUUUUAACCUUCUGAAGGAGAGUUUUGCUUUAUUUAUCACUGUGAAUUUCCAAAGACCCAAGGUUAUUAACAAGAAAACAAGUCCUAUUUUAGAUCACGUAUCUUCCAAUCUCAAGGCAGGACUCUGUAUUGCCUCCCUAACACGCCAAAUUUUCAUUUGGAUGGGAACUAACAUGACAUGCAAGUGAAAAGCUCCCUGCCACUGUGCAUCUUCCAGAUGUACAGGCCCUGCUAAAGUGCAAGUGUUUUAUGGUAACAACAUAUUUUGGACACAUAUAUUGGAGAUAUAGUAGGGUGGUUCCCCCCCCCUCUUUUCUGUCUUUUUUGAAGCAUUAUUUCAUUGUCACCCCUCUUUCUCUUUGCAAGCAAUAGCAGUAACUUCAGAAAUAUAUUUUAAAAAAAUUGUAGAACUUGGGCACAGUGUUCCAGAUUCAUACACAUGUUGCAGGAUUAUGCCUUUCAUGAUCUACAAUGGAUGACAUUUUGAGGCAUUGGUAAGUAGUAUACAGCAAAGAAAGCUGUAGAAGACCACAGUGAUAAACUGGUAUUUUGGGGUCCUAUUUUCCUAUCCUGGCAAAAGUUGAGCAGUUUCUCCACUAGAAGCACAGCUCUGCAGCCUGGGCCUCAGUCAGUUACUAUUCUGCCUUGACUAGACCCAGGCCAUCUGCAGAAUAUCUGUUUCUAUGACUGCAUAUGGUGGGUUAAUAGUCAACUCCAUGGUUGAUUAUCGAGGGCGUACUCCCCACAUGUCAAGUUGACUAUUAGUCAGCGGUGUGUUUGAUUGACACAUCCCCCCUCUCUCCCCCCCCAAGUCCUCCUGCUGAUAUCCCAUCAGCCAUUGCGAGUUCUGCUGGCCAGACUAGAGUGGCAGCCGCUGUUUUGGUUGCUCUUGCCAGGGGACUCUGUAGUCACCAAAAAUAACCAACUGUGUGCAACGACACAUGACAGUGCCCGACACAUGACAUGAUAACAGCAGUUGUUCAAAUAAUCAACUCUGCAUAGCGUUGGUUAUUUGUGUUAGUUAUUUUAGCUGAAUAACCAACCGUGGUAUGAAAAAGUCCCGACAGAUGACAACCAACUGUUGGCUAUUUAACCC